Messenger RNA from Cladophialophora yegresii CBS 114405, 504 nucleotides. RefSeq names its product 50S ribosomal protein L7/L12. The record is from RefSeq and is a predicted model, not a curated record. Gene Ontology annotation, cellular component: ribosome. The transcript is spliced from 2 exons. Gene Ontology annotation, molecular function: structural constituent of ribosome. Gene Ontology annotation, biological process: translation. Lineage: Eukaryota; Fungi; Ascomycota; Eurotiomycetes; Chaetothyriales; Herpotrichiellaceae. The coding region runs from base 1 to 504 and encodes 167 amino acids.
AUGGGCACUGGAAACCAGCAGAGACGAAGGAACAACUUGAAGCAGUCAAGAAGAUGGCAGUCAACAGACGCAUCAGCUGCUCUUACGAACCCUAAGAUAGCUGGAAUCGUGGACCAAAUAUCUCAAUUGACAUUGCUGGAGACUGCUGAUUUGGUUGCGAGCUUGAAGUCCCGACUCAACAUUCCCGACAUGGCCUUCGCCGCUCCAGCAGCAGCCUCUGGUGCAGGCGCCGCAGCAGCUCCGGCCGCCGAGGCAGAGCCCGAAGAAGCAGCGCCUGCACCCGCCGAGAAGACGAUGUUUACUCUGAAACUUGAGUCAUUCGACGCAGCCGCCAAACCCAAGGUCAUCAAGGAGGUGAAAGGCCUACUCGGGCUGUCACUUGUUGAUUCGAAGAAGUUCGUGGAGAGCGCGCCAAAGCAGAUGAAGGAGGGUGUACCGAAGGAGGACGCAGAGAAGAUUGUUGCGGCUAUGAAGGCUUUGGGCGCCGUUGUCUCGAUGUCGUGA